Messenger RNA from Cricetulus griseus (Chinese hamster), 377 nucleotides. The record is from RefSeq and is a predicted model, not a curated record. Lineage: Eukaryota; Metazoa; Chordata; Mammalia; Rodentia; Cricetidae.
UUUGUCAUUAUUAACUUCAGGAUGGCCUUGUUAAAGCUGAUAUGGAGAAACUGACAUUCUAUGCGGUGUCUGCACCGGAGAAGCUCGAUCGAAUAGGCGCCUAUCUGGCAGAGAGGCUGAGCAGAGAUGUCGUCAGGCACCGUUCUGGGUAUGUUCUAAUUGCUAUGGAGGCGUUGGACCAGCUUCUUAUGGCCUGCCAUUCUCAAAGCAUCAAGCCAUUUGUAGAAAGCUUCCUUCAUAUGGUAGCAAAGCUCCUGGAAUCAGGGGAACCAAAGCUUCAAGUUCUUGGAACAAAUUCUGUAAGCAGAGCUGUUAUUUUCUUACUAAGUUCAACCAGCAUAUUAGAAUUAAUCUCUUCUUAGAAUGAUUCUGUCUGA